This is a messenger RNA of Eucalyptus grandis, 1205 nucleotides long. RefSeq names its product transcription repressor OFP14. Bases 2 to 934 code for a protein of 310 amino acids. The record is from RefSeq and is a predicted model, not a curated record. The transcript has a single exon. Lineage: Eukaryota; Viridiplantae; Streptophyta; Magnoliopsida; Myrtales; Myrtaceae. Gene Ontology annotation, biological process: negative regulation of DNA-templated transcription.
AAUGCCUAAGAAACUUCAAAGAUCUCUCCAAGAUUACCUUUCCAAAAUCAAGAAGCCUAAUCGCACACCUUCUAUCCAACUCCCUCACAGCUCCAUCUCAGCCUCCAAAAGCUGCAUUCUCUCAGGGUGCAAGCACCCGAAAACACAAUCGUUUGCCAUUGAUGGGGGCAGGAACGGCGUCGGUAGCAGCGGAGGUGGUGGCGGCGGCGGCAACGAUGCGGCUACUCUCGACGACAUUGACCGCUUCCUCUUCGAGAAUUUCAAGUCGCUCUAUCUCCGGGAUGACGAUGGAGGAGUCGGAGUCGGAGUCGGAGUCGGUGCUGUGACGUGCAAGAAGGGCAACGGAAACAACGAGAAGGAAUGUGGCGGGGGCGAUCAAUUUUUAUUCGAAUCGCCGAGAUUCGUCGACCCGCCGGCGAACCUGUGCGGGUCGAACCGGUUCUUCGUGGCCCCCGGCUCGUCGAGCUCCUUAAUGGAGGAAGCCCGCAUCAGUUUGACCAUGUCGGAGGACGUGACCUCCAGCUCCACAUCGACCGCGACCAACACGACCUCCUCGACCACCACCACAACCAUCACCGACGUCACAACGGGGAGCUCAGAUAAUUCCCGCGAGAACGAGACGAAAGCCACGCUCCCCGACGACUGCGUCGCCGUCCUGACGCACUCCACUAGCCCGUACGAUGAUUUCAAGCGUUCCAUGCAAGAAAUGGUGGAGGCCAGGCUCCAGGGCCAUGCAAAGGUCGACUGGGAGUUCAUGGAGGAGCUCUUGUUCUGCUACCUGAAUUUGAACGAGAAGAAGUCCCACAAGUACAUACUGAGCGCCUUCGUGGAUCUCAUGGUGGUCCUGCGUCGGAACCGGGGCGGCGGCAGCGGCGGGACUCCGGCAAGGUCACGGGACAAGGUGGGGAGGAAUAAAGUUAGGAGAGAUGGGUAGCGUCGAUCUAGGUUGAAUUUAAGUUAAAUUAAGAGGUGACUUGGGGAACCGCCCAUAGGUGUUGAAUUCCAUGGCUUUCAUCACAUGCGAUGCGUUGAUAUGGAGAAGGAUCUUAUGUUAAAAUAUGCGUUUAUUGCCUUGAGCUUUGUUUGUUUCUUGUUUUCGGUAAGGUUAAGGAGAUGGCUUACGAUGAUUUUGUCCGGGGGUUGUUCCCCGGUGCAACGCAAGAGCUUGCCUUUGCACGUUCCACAGUGCGGUGUGAUCUAGUUGA